AUGCUCAGAACUCUUGGCCAAACCAUGGAGUCUCCUAAUCACACUAGUUUGGACCCUUCUGUUUUCUUCCUCCUGGGCAUCCCAGGUCUGGAACAGUUCCACCUGUGGCUCUCACUCCCUGUGUGCUGCCUGGGCAUGGCCACGAUUGUGGGCAACAUAACCAUCCUGGUUGUUGUUACCACUGAACCAGCCCUGCACAAGCCUGUGUACCUGUUCCUGUGUAUGCUCUCGACCAUUGACUUGGCUGCCUCCUUCUCCACAGUUCCCAAGCUACUGGCCAUCCUCUGGUGUGGAGCUGGACACAUCUCUGCUGCUGCCUGCCUGGCACAGAUGUUCUUCAUUCAUGCCUUCUGCAUGAUGGAGUCCACUGUGCUGCUGGCCAUGGCCUUUGAUCGCUAUGUGGCCAUUUGCCACCCACUCCGCUAUGCCACUAUCCUCACUGACACCAUCAUUGUCCGCAUUGGGCUGGUAGCUAUGGUACGGGGCUCCGUGCUCAUGCUCCCAUGUCCCUUCCUCAUUGGGCGUUUAAGCUUCUGUCAAAGCCAUGUGAUCCCACACACUUACUGUGAGCACAUGGCUGUAGUGAAGCUAGCCUGUGGAGAUACUAGGCCUAACCGUGUGUAUGGACUGACAGCAGCACUAUUGGUCAUUGGAGUUGAUUUGUUCUGCAUUGGCCUCUCCUAUGUCUUCAUUGCACGAGCUGUCUUUCGCCUUUCAUCUCAUGAAGCUCGGUCUAAGGCCCUAGGGACCUGUGGUUCCCAUGUCUGUGUCAUCUUAAUCUCUUAUACACCAGCCCUCUUCUCCUUUUUUACCCAUCGUUUUGGCCACCACAUUCCACUCCAUAUUCACAUUCUUUUGGCUAAUGUGUAUCUGCUCUUUCCACCUGCUCUUAACCCUGUGGUAUAUGGAGUUAAGACCAAAGAGAUUCGGGAAAGGGUUGUCAGGGUGUUUCAAAGCGGGCAGGGAACUGCGGUCAAGGCAUCUGAGUGA
Hipposideros armiger (great roundleaf bat) is the source of this 990-nucleotide messenger RNA. RefSeq names its product putative olfactory receptor 52P1. Gene Ontology annotation, molecular function: olfactory receptor activity; G protein-coupled receptor activity. The coding region runs from base 1 to 990 and encodes 329 amino acids. The transcript has a single exon. Lineage: Eukaryota; Metazoa; Chordata; Mammalia; Chiroptera; Hipposideridae. The record is from RefSeq and is a predicted model, not a curated record. Gene Ontology annotation, cellular component: plasma membrane. Gene Ontology annotation, biological process: G protein-coupled receptor signaling pathway.